Schizosaccharomyces cryophilus OY26 is the source of this 3478-nucleotide messenger RNA. Its product is annotated as ubiquitin carboxy terminal hydrolase Ubp6. The transcript is spliced from 3 exons. The record is from RefSeq and is a predicted model, not a curated record. Gene Ontology annotation, biological process: proteasome-mediated ubiquitin-dependent protein catabolic process; protein deubiquitination; regulation of proteasomal protein catabolic process. Lineage: Eukaryota; Fungi; Ascomycota; Schizosaccharomycetes; Schizosaccharomycetales; Schizosaccharomycetaceae. Gene Ontology annotation, molecular function: protein binding; proteasome binding; cysteine-type deubiquitinase activity. Bases 89 to 1495 code for a protein of 468 amino acids.
CAACCGACACGAUUGUUUUUUAGACUCCCUGAAUAGAAAAGCGUCGAUUGAUACUCUCUUUGUUUACUAAAUCGUACAUUUUCUAAUUAUGAUUCCUGUAACAAUUCGUUGGCAGGGAAAAACAUACAAUGUUGAAUAUGAUCCUGAAGAUACUGGCAUUUCCUUAAAAAGCAAAUUGUCUACUCUUACACAGGUGCCUCCUGAACGACAAAAAAUUAUUGUGAAAGGUGGGCAACUAAAAGAUGAUCAAAUUUUAAAAAAUGUUGGCUUGAAACCAAAUGGUACAGUAAUGAUGAUGGGUACGCCUGGUGAAUUGGUAACGAAUAUUCCAAUUCCUGUUAUCACAGCGGCUGCAGAUCAGGCUUCGGAUUCUGAAGAUGACAAGUACCCAUCUGGCCUUGUCAAUUUGGGAAAUACUUGUUAUAUGAAUUCCACAAUCCAAUUGCUGCGUGCCAUUCCUGAGCUUAAAGAAGCAGUCCAGAAAUCCAGCGUUCCUUCUGGUGUAGUUGGUGAAUUUUCCAGUUUGUUACGUUCUAUGGAUUCCUCUAAUUCUAUAACCCCCGCUCGUUUUCUUCAGAAUUUACGUUCAGAAUAUCCUCAAUUUGCUGAAAUGAGUCGAGAAACAGGUGGAUAUGCCCAACAAGAUGCUGAAGAGUGCUGGUCAUUCUUAUUGUCUUCUUUACAACGUUCAUUAUCUUCAGAAUGGGUCCAGAAAAAUAUGGCUGGAAAACUUACAUCUACAAUGAAAUGUGACGAAAACGAAAAUGAAGAACCUACAGUUUCUCAAGAUACUUUCCUUAGUCUUCCAUGUCAUAUAUCGAUGCAUACAAACUAUAUGACUCAAGGCAUUUUGGAAGGAUUGACCCAAAAAAUUACUAAGCGAAGUGAAUUACUUAAUCGUGAUGCUUCGUACAAUAAAGUCUCACGGAUUUCUCGCUUGCCAAAAUAUUUAACCGUCAAUUUUGUUCGCUUUUACUGGAAAGCGUCUCUUGGUCAAAAAGCUAAGAUUCUUCGUAAGGUCAAAUUUCCUUUUGAGUUAGAUGCUGUAGAAUUUUGUGCCCCUGAACUCUCUCAAAAGCUAAUUCCUGUUCGUGAUAAACUGCGAGAAAUCGAGAAAAGUGACGAGGAGCAAGAACGAAACAUAAAACGUAUUAAGAUUCAACCUUCUGAAGAGGAACGGGAAUCAGAGGCGGAGCGCAGAUUAACACAAAUUGCAACAUGUCAAUCGCUUAUAGAUCCACAAUUAAGUGAGGAUGACGGUGCUAAUCUGACCGGCUUGUAUGAUUUAAUUGGUGUUCUGUCUCAUUCAGGUGCAAGUGCUUCUUCUGGACAUUACCAAGCCUGGAUCCGAAAUCCUGAUCAGCAUAGUGAAUGGUUCCGUUUCAACGACUCCCGAGUAAGCACUGUACCCGCAGAGAAAAUUGAAUCUUUAGAUGGUGGUGGUGAAGCAGACAGUGCCUAUAUUUUGCUUUAUCAGGCUAAAAAAAUAGAGUAGUUUAUGCUAGUUUACCUAUGAGUUAUGGCAUUUUUUUUUUCUGAUUAAUGAAUAACGGAUACUUCAGUGAUAGGUGAAUCAUUGAUGUUUAUUGUGAAGUUCAUGAAAAAUACGGAUACUUCGUAAUAGAAAGUUGUAUUAGAAUUCUAAACACCCACAUAAUCUUUGUGAAACUACGCAGAAUAGACAUAUUUCUACUAUGGGCAUUUCAAGUUAAUAAAAGUCUUUGCGGCAAAGUCCGCAUUCUAAAAGUGUACACAAUGACAUCUUAUUAUAUUAAGCUGGCGUUCAUUUUAUUGAGCAGCGGCUUUGGCGGCCUUAGCAUUCUUGAUGGCUUGACCACGGGCAGCGCCGGCGGAAGACUUAGCAUUGCCAGCCUUCUUCUCGGAUUCGGAAGUAGCCUUCUUAUCCUUGGCUUGCUUCACAGCAGAGGCACGGGCGGCAGCGCGAACUUCAGGGCGUUGGUUACGCUUCUCCUUGAUGACAUCCAAAGAAGCACCGACAACACCACGCUGAUGCUUAACAGUGCGGCGAGAGCGCUUCUUGGCGGAUUCCUCAGAGAGACCCUUCUUGUGCAUACGACGGUAGAGGACAGUCCAAGACAAGCGACGAGGAUUCUUGCGUUGCAAGAAGAGGCUUUCAGACUUCUUGUUUACGAAGCGGAAAACCUUGUUAUCGCCACGGACAAAGAGUCUUCCAGCUCCAGGAUAUACUUUAGCACCAGAGAAUGAGCAGAUUUCCACCUUCAUUUUGGCUUGCUUUGGGAAGGGUCUUUGAAAAAGUUCACCGAACUGUUCACUACCACCAACACUACGUCUUGGCAGAACACUUAAAGUACAGUCACUUACCCUACCCUAAAAGCUUCUCAGAGAUUUAAACAAGAAAUGUUCAGUAUUUAUGGACAAAAUUAUAUAUAAUUAAAUUAUUAUUGCAUUUGAUUAAGUACCAUUGCAAUUAUAAAAUUUAUUAUAGAAUCCAUACGAGUCCAUCCGUAGUAAGUUCAAGCUAAUGAAGAUUACAAUACACAAUUCCACAAAGUAAUCGUAAAUGCCUUAACCGGUCUAAUUGUCUGAAUCUAUUUGUCGUAGGUAAAUAAACUCUACACAUUCUCAAUGUCUAGAAUCAAAAUUGCACAAUUCCAAGUAUAUACAUUUAAUUUAGAAAAAUAAAAGCUUUUGUCAGGUAAGCUUAUUCUAUCAGCGAGAGAAUAUGUCUCACCUAAAGAGUAAUAUGUACUACUUCAGAAAAUACCGUCAGAGAUAGCUUGUUUUUUGCCUGAAGAUUCUUCAAAAUCUGUUGGUUUUGAGCGUUUCUCACUAGCAUUUUUAACAGGGAUCAAUUGUCCAUCAGUACCCAGAUGAGGACUUUCAACUAGUUUACGUUGCAAGGCAUCAUCAACUAAACUUCCCCAUAGAUUAUCCGUUUUCAAUGUUUCCAAAUUUCCAACAAUAAAUAGUGAACUCCUUGCACGAGUCAAGGCAACAUUAAGACGACGAAAAUCUCUUAAGAAACCAAUUGAAUACUUUGAAUAACUUUUGACGCAAGAAAAGAUAAUGAUAUCUUUUUCCUGGCCCUGGAAACCAUCUACAGUUUGAAUAUCAACGGAGGACAUGAUAGUUUUUCCAAAUUUGUCUUUAAAAGCCUUGCGCAACUCAUGUAAUUGUUGACGAUAAGGUGUAAUAACGCCGAUUCUACCCGUAAAAUUGACAUCCGAGAAGCAGCCAACCAAUUUUUCAUACAUUUGUACAACAUAUCCAACUUCUUCCAUAUUGUAUGAAGAGGAUGUCGUGGAUAUCCUUUCCUGACCACGAACGUCAAAUAACCGAUACUGGCUAAACUGACUAUUUGAAUGCCAUACCUGCUUUGUCUUUUCAGCCAUACCCUCUCCGUCUUUCAGACGAGAUUCAUAAAACUUCAUACUAGGGAAGUAACUAAUAUGUGGAUGCAUACGGUAUUGAAUGCUCAAUAAACACAUCUGAUCAG